This is a messenger RNA of Culex pipiens pallens (northern house mosquito), 4484 nucleotides long. It is a transcript of the gene Cow, whose product is annotated as proteoglycan Cow. Gene Ontology annotation, biological process: establishment of protein localization to extracellular region. Bases 191 to 2185 code for a protein of 664 amino acids. The transcript is spliced from 10 exons. Gene Ontology annotation, molecular function: calcium ion binding; protein binding. Lineage: Eukaryota; Metazoa; Arthropoda; Insecta; Diptera; Culicidae. The record is from RefSeq and is a predicted model, not a curated record.
AAUUUUGCUGCAAAAAAUAAGGUUGCUUUGUGAGAGCGUGCGGUUCUUUAAAGAGUGUGUGCGCGAGAAUCUUGCCCUGUGGCAGAGCAAGCAGCGGAAGAAGAGGAAGAAUAAGCUUGACAGCUAACCAAUACCGAUACGCGGAGAGCGAGUGAGUGAGAAAGCGAGAAGGAGAGCAAGAACACCGAAGAUGAACCAACUGGGCUUCACCGCCGCCACGUUCCGGCGGCUGCUGUUGCUGGUGGCCGUCGUUGGUCUGCUCGUGGCCACCGUGGAGGCCAAGAAGAAGCCGAACAAGUACGGCGAUGGCGACUUUGAGUUUGUCGAUGAGGACGACAAAAGUAAUCAACAGCUGGAUUUGCAACAGCAAAAGCAACAACAGCAGCAGCAGCAACAACAACAGAUUCCGGAGAAGAAAAAGUGGAUUCACGACCCAUCCAGCGAUUUGUGCAAACCGCUCAACUGCAAAAAGAAAGAACUAUGUUUGCUGGAGGAUGCUUACACAGCUGUCUGCGUCUCGAAGAAGGAGCUGCACAAGAACAAAUUCAUCAACAGCUACAAUACACUUUCAAACCGGGAUGAGCUGAUCACCAAGAGCAAAUACCUGGAAGAGGAGGAAGCCAAGCGGAAGGCCGCUGAAGAGGCCGAACAAACUGGUCUAAUCAGCGGUACGAGCAGCAGUAGCAGUGGUAACUCCGCGGACUCUUCGGACAACAUCGGCGGCAGUGUUGCCAGCGGAAGUGGUUCCAGUGCGAUCGCAAGUGAUCGAACAAGUGGUGGUGCGGCUGGCGACGAGCUGCUCCAGCAGGACCAGGAAGAUCCGGACGAUGAAAGUUCCGCCCAGGACGAUGACGUGUUCUACGACAGUGACGGCGGCGAGAAGGAGGAGGAAAACUGCAAGCCCUGCCCGGUGGUCAAGCCGACGUUCAUGUGCGGCAGCGACAACCGGACGUACUCGUCGCUGUGCCGGCUGGAGUACCACAACUGCAUCCACGGCAGUCUGGUCAAGGUCAACUGCAAAGGAUUCUGCCCGUGCAAAGCGGACAUGGCCGGCUCAACGACGGCGGACCAGAAGAAGCAGCAGCGAAUGGCCGAUCGGAUGAGCGCCUUCAACGCCAAGUACCAGCGAACGGUCGAAAGUAACGACAUCAACGGCGGCACGGCUUCCGGGGCGACCGCCGAGCUGGACGGCCGAAGUGGCUCCAAGUCAAAGGAGGAAAAGAAUCGUCACUUUAACCACAUCAACUCGCAGUACACCUUCACUCCGGAGGACAUCAAGUACGACAACAAGCACUACAAGUACAUCAAGUACACGUCCUACAAGAGCAAGCAACGUCAGCAGCAGCAGCAGCCCCAGUACGAUUCGUUUGGACUUUCGUCGACCGGAAAUGGACCCUCGUCAAGCGGAGCGUCUCAGUCGUCAUCGUCGUCGGCGUCGUCCUCCUCCCGGGCCAGCGAGGACAAACACAAGAUCCGGGGCUACAACGAGGUGCUCGAUAAGCCCGUCAGCAAGUUGCCCAAAUCGGCCAACAAUGGAGCUCGUUACCCCACCAAAUCGAUCGAGUGCAAGCCGCAGCAGCUGACCGCCAUCGGGAACCGCCUGCUGGACUGGUUCUCCGUCAUCAUGGCGGACAGCAAGAAGCGGCGCCAGCACCAGCAGCAAAAGAACAAGGUCCACUUCCCGGCGGCGUGCAAGCUGGAGGCGCGCUGGAUGUUUGGCCACCUGGAUCUGAACAACGACGGCGAGCUGUCCGCCCAGGAGCUGUACGAUCUGGAGCACGACCAGAACGAGCGCUGCAUCAAGCCGUUCAUCGACACGUGCGACCUGGACCAGGACAACACGAUCGACCCGCGGGAGUGGUGCCGGUGCUUCGAGAAGACGGACCGACCCUGCGCAGCGGUGCGGAGGCGGCUGGGAAAUGAUCUGAGUGGUUCAGGAUAUGCGCCGGAUUGCGACAGCCAAGGGUUCUACAAGCCGACCCAGUGCCACCAGGCCGUCGGAGUGUGCUGGUGCGUGGACGAGCAUGGUGUGGAGUUUGCCAACACGCGCACCCGUGGAAAGCCCAACUGUGACGAGAUUAUCAACAACGCCAGCACGCUCAACACCGACGACGAGGACGCCGAAGAUUCCGAGGACGACGACGACAGCCAGGAGGGCAGCGCCGACCGUUUGCUGGUGUUUUAAGGUGAAGUCGCAGUCACAGCAGCAGAGCGAGAGAGAGAAGUUGUAUCCUUCCAGUGUGAAACACGUUGAACGAAAGAACAGAACAAAAAAAUAACAUCUCUCAACACUACGUCGUCGUUUUUUCGUUUUUUUCCCACGUGUCGCUCGAAUAGAUGUUUAAUUUCCACUUUUUCUGCGGUGAGAAACAAAACGUACCACCCCUCUUCCAGGGCUUAAUCCCUUUUUUGAAGUAUAUUGAAAAAAAAAUAAAGAAAAAAAACCAUACAACUUAAUUUAGAUAAAUUGAAUUCACAGAGCAAAAAUUUAACGUCUGUUUCAAAAACUGAAUUUCGUCCGCGUGCAUUGUUUGGAGAAAGAAAAAAAAAGCAAACAAACAAAACAACACACACUAAACUAGUGGAAGAAGUAAACAAAAAAAUACAACACUAGCAAUUCCCCGUCCUUUUAUUAGCGCGUCGUGUGUCUUUACUGUUAUUAAGUUUGUAAUUUUUAACUAACCGAAAAAAACCAAGUGUGGUGAAAGUAAGCUGAUUGGAACGAUGUUUAGUAAAACAAAAAAGGUAAUCAAAAAAUGUGGGAGAAGUGUGAAACUUUGUAAUGAAAACCACGUAUUUUUUUCCUUUAUUUAAGGAUUACUGCACAGACAAGCAGAUAGUAAUACAUUUGAGUGUUUGGAAAGUCACCACGGAUAUUUCAUACUCACCACAGCGCAUUUGCAAACUUUUUUCGGCUCGAUGGCUCUCGUGAGAUGUUAUUGAUGAAUAAUACAUAAAAAUAUUCAAUGAUUUAAGUCUGUUUGUCUGUAAGAAAAAAUAAAUUAACAAAACUUGUGUUUGAAACAACUGCUCAUUUUUCAGAGAAAACAUUUCAUUGCAAAAUAUAUUCACGUGAAACGGUCAAAAACGCAUUUUUUUCUAUUUGUCAACCGGCUGUACUGUCAGUUUGCAGCAUGUUUUCCACUCUUUCUCAUGUAGAGCAAAAAAAUAUUUCUUUUGGCGCUCACUGAGAGAGAACUUCAGAAGAGGACCAAUCGCUCUCCUCUCAUGCAUGAAUAAUCGGUAAAAAGGAAUUGAAAAAAAAAUCAAUUCCGACAUUUUCAAAAACAACAACAUUUCGAUAACAAUAGCUGUCACUUUCCGCAAAUAAACAAUGUUUGUGAAUAAAACGAAUUAUGAAUUUAUUUGACUCAUACAGAUUGAUAUUUUUGAUAAUUCGAUAUUCCGCCUCUGAAAGUGAGAAGUUUUUCUUCACAAUUUUGUAAAAAAUCCAAAUAAAAAAAUAUCUUUUUACACUUUGUGCGACUUUUCUGUCGAUUGUCCGUCAGCCGUAAGCAUAUUUGUGUUGUGUAAUGAGAAAUUGGUGAAGCUAAGUAAGAUAAACAAGAGGAAAUAUAAGAAACUAACCAACAGAAAGCCAUAAAAACACUUCAGAAUCGUAAAACAUUGUUGUAAAAAGCCUUAUUUUCGCAAGUAAUAGUACAGAUUCAACAACUACUAGUAAAAUGAAAUAUAAACAAACAAACAAAAAAACAUAACAAGAGCACUUUUCACUAAUCGUAGUAGGCCAUCAGUAUUUAUAUAGCGAUAGCGAGCGUAAGAGCUGAGAGAAAACGUCAAAUGAAGCUACAGAAGCAAAACUAAAACUGUCAAACUGUCAGUUUGACAGCCAAAUCGGAGCAAACCAAAUAAAUCCACGCAAGCGAGUAUUUUAGGUGAACCGUGCACAGUGCUUUGAAUGUUCAAAGGUUAGAAGAAAACAAACACACACACCCACACGCAAACGCAAACGCAGACACGCAAAACCCAAGUUGUGAUGUAAACAAUGCUACUACUACUACUACUAUUAAUUACUACUAUCGCUUCACACCACCACUCAAAAUAGUGAGACAAAAAUAUAUAAAGCAAGAAAUAACACUGAAAAAAAACCAAAAUCCCAAAAAGUCAUGAUUCUUUUCAGAUCGCAGCAUGCCACCUUUCGGUUUGACGUUUAAUCUUCUACAGUUAAGGUGACAUCUACACAGAGCGCUUGCUAAACUAAGAAAACCUCUGAUUUUUUUUAAAAGGGCGCGAGUAGGAAAGCAGGCAAGCAAAACAUAAAUAAACAAAAGAAAAAUGCGCGAAGCAACCGGAGAAGGCUAAAACAAACUAAAAUUAACGCGUAUUCAUUAAGUAGAUGAGAAGAAAAAAACAGAAAACUUGGCGAAAAUCACACAAAUAUAUAACAAUGUGCAAAGUUGUUAGAGAAAGGGUAAAGAAAAAAAACAACAUAAAACAUUUGAUAAAUGAAAAACAUUCAACAC